GUUUCUGUUGGGAUCAGGAUUGUUCUCCCCUCUGACCUGUCGUCCUGGCUCCCCCUCACCGUAGCGUGUUCGUUUUUGUAGUUGUGAUAGUUUCCUAUUUGUGUGUAUGUGUUGUAUGUUAUUUCUAAGGUCCACACUGGACUGGAUCCGAACCCUAGUCUCCCGUGUCAAAGUCAGCAGCAUUCCCACGGAGCUCUCCAGUGAGCUGUAUCACUGUCAUCCCCCUCUGCCUCAGUGUUUUCUACUAGUCUGUGUGGGGUCUCAAACUCAGUUUACCUGGGGGCCACUGGAGGUAGAGUCUGGGUGAGGCUGGGCUGCAUCAAGUCCUCCACAAAAAAGGGUUUCAGGAGUCCAGCAUGCUGCAGCCAAAGAUCCAGCCCAGUGAUGGACUGUCCUUCAGGACCUGCAGUGUUUUCAUUUUCAUGGUUCUUCAGUCUGUUGGAGAACAGUCACAGUUAAUUUGUUCACAUCAACCAAUCGUGGCCCUGGCUGGUGAUGAUGUCAUUCUACCAUGUCACCUUGAACCUCCCAUGGAUGUCAGGUCAGAGCUGGUGGUGUGGAUCAGAACUGAUUUAGUCCCAAAGUACAUCCAUUUUCAUGAAGAUGGACGACAGGUGUACUGGAGACAAAAUCCAUCUUUUAAGAAUCGCACCGCUCUGUUUGUGGAUGAACUGAAGAACGGAAACGCCUCCAUGAAAAUCUUCAAAGUGAAAAUUUCUGAUACAGGAAAAUAUUUGUGUAUCUUGAAUUCACUGAUGAAGCACACGUCCAUCCAACUCACUGUUGGUGUCGUCUCCACGCCCGUCAUAGAGUUUGUCUCCAAUCAGAGCAGAGAGGUGGUUUUACAGUGUGAGGCUAAAGGCUGGUAUCCAGAGCCUGAGGUGUUCUGGCUGGACGCUGAGGGAAACCUCCUCUCUGCUGGACCUACAGAGACAGUCAGAGGUCCUGAUGACCUCUAUACUGUCAGCAGAAGGUUGACUGUGGAGAAGAGUGACAGCUUCACCUGUAGAGUCCAACAGAAGAACAUCAACCAGACCGGAGAGACACACAUCUAUGUUCCAGCUCAUUUCUUCAGGACCUCAUCUCAGUUCGCCGUGAUCCUCUCCAUCAUCAUCAUCAUCAUCACCAUCAUCACCAUCACCAUCAUCAUCAUCAUUAUUAUGGUUAAAAAAGCAGACGCUCGGAGAAGGAGGAAGCGACGGGAGGACCAGCAACCAGCAUCAGAUGUCGAGAAGACAAAAGAUGAGACGCUGCUUUGAACAUGGACUGAAACCUCCCAAAGUGACCAAAAACAACCAGGAGGUGGCAGAAAAGAACAUCUCAGGAAAUCUUUGUGACACUGGAACAUCUCAUCUGAUGUGUUGAGUUGUAGUAAACAUUGAGAGCUGGGGCUCUCUUCAAGUCUUAAUAUAAUUUGAACAACCGUAGUAACUUUACACCUGAGCGGUAACCAUAGCAACAUAGCAACCACACACACACACAGAGUUAGUUUGACAUCUCAAUAUCCAGUAAGCAUUUUAAUCAACCAAACUAUCAGUAGGAGUCUACUUUUUUACAUUUACUAUAUAAUCAAGUGUUGUUGCUAAAUUUUAUACUAUUUUUAAAAAUAUUUUCAUAAAUGAACUGUAUGUCAAUCAGUAUUUGUCCUGUGCAUCAGUGACUGUUGGAAAAAAAAUGCAAUAAAAUGUGAUACGUGUCCUUUA
Molecule: messenger RNA, 1703 nt
Organism: Larimichthys crocea (large yellow croaker)
Lineage: Eukaryota; Metazoa; Chordata; Actinopteri; Sciaenidae
Product: butyrophilin subfamily 1 member A1-like
Exons: 6
Coding region: 357-1259 (300 amino acids)
Biological process (GO): regulation of cytokine production; T cell receptor signaling pathway
Cellular component (GO): external side of plasma membrane
Molecular function (GO): signaling receptor binding
Source: RefSeq, a predicted model, not a curated record